AUGGUCCUUACUAGCCCCCCGCCGCCUGCCCUGUCGGCCGAGCUGCUCCAUCCCUUCUACACGACCGACGAGCUGCUCUCCAACGCCCCCAUCCUGGUCUUCUACGGCGCCACCUCCACCGCGACCAUAAACUCGACAUCGUCGCGCAUCCAGGUCCACAUUUACUCGCCCGCCGGCCUGCAGUCAUAUCCCCGUUUGACCAUAUCCCCGAGCUCACCGCUUUAUGCCGCCGUCGAUUGUCUUGCGCGCGAAGAUCAGGGCGACGAGGUCACGCGCGCCCUCGCCUUCAGCCUCUACAAGUACUUCCUCGAGCUGCCGCCCGUCGCAAAGCAAACAUGGGAGCUCCAGUCCAACACCCUGGGCAAGCUGCCCUCGGCCCCGCCGCUCUUCGGCGAGGCGCACGCCGCCAUCCUCGCGAGCCGCAUGGUCAAGGUCGACAACGUCGCCGAGGUCAUUCAAGACGUCCGCCAGUCGCUCGCCGAGCAGGGCCUCUCGUGGCUGGACGUGGACGUGGUGCUUCCGCCUGGAUCGAUACAGGAGACUGAGGCUCAGCGGGAGGGACGUCUGCCAGAAGAAAUCGCCGAGGAAGAAGAGGCCGAAGCACAGUAUGGCGAAUACGCGCCUUUGGUGAGGGUCUUUGGAGACCCGGCAUUCCUGCCCACAUCAAGGCUUCGGCGCGCGCCGUCGAAACCUACGGGUCUCAGCCGCUCGAAUAUGUGGACUAGGGAGCAAAAAGAGAACUUGAGGCGCGAGAUGUGCGAGUUUGUCGACACCGAGGGAAGUUACGUGAGCAAGGUUGGCGACUUGCUGCAUAAUGUUGCCGAGGACUUUCGUCAAAGGGCGCGCACAAAAAGUCCAUCCAGCGACAGUCCGAGCGAGGAAGCACUGGAGGGUCUUUUUCCGCCUAGUUUGGACGAAAUCCUAGCAACAAACGCCGCUUUCCUCGAAGACAUUCGUAGAGUCCUGGAAGGGACAGAGAAUGACGCGAUCCUGGAUAUGGAGGCAACCACUGGCGAGCCUUAUGCAAGGCCUAGGGACGACCACCCAGCGGAUGCGACUGGCGUCUUGGCAUUCGCAAAGUGUUUGGUCGAGUGGUUCCCAAGGUUUUCCGACUGCUACAGCGACUACAUUGCCGCCCAUGCCGAAUUUGGCCUCUACUUAAAGAUGUUUCUGAAAGAAACCGGAUCUAGCUUCUCCAAACGUGUGCAGGAAACCGGCGAACAGAGACUGAUGUCGAUGCUAAUUGAGCCCGUGCAACGUCUGCCCCGAUACAAUCUUUACAUUGACAAUCUCGUCAAGCAAUUGCCCGUACGCCAUCCAGGUCUCCGAGCUCUGCUAAAGGCUCGAGAUACCAUAUCAGAAAUUUGCUCCCGAGAUUCCCCGUCAAAUCAGCAAUCCAAAGUCAUUGAGCGGCUGCAAGACCUCAUCCCAUCAUGGCCGCGCGAUUUCUAUCCGGAAGGUCGCCUCAUCACUGCUGUGGACGUGGUCGAGUUGGCGCCACCUUAUCGGAAGGAUCCACGUGCCCGUGGAGCCAGCCCGGGCAUCUUGGUUCUCUUUGCCGAUCAGCUCGUGCUUUUGGUCAAAUCUGGUCACAAGACAAUGUCAGCUCGAGGUCUCCUCGCAGAAAUUGACAAUCCUAAUGUCCCAACUGGAGACGACCGUCCGCUAAUCGCCACGCAACUAAUUUUCCUUCAGCAUAUGAAGCUGAGUAAUGUCUGGUUCAGCGAAGUAGACGAUGGCGCUAUGCUGCAGAUGUACCAUUCUGAUGGGUCUAGUCAACCACCGAAGACGCUGCAUUCGCUUAAUGCUUCUUCGUUGUGCAUGUUCUAUCUGACGGGUUCAUACGAGGGCAAGGCGGCAAGAUGGCUGGAAGAGACGGCCAAGGCACGGGUGGAGAGCCGAUUCUCUGAAGCGGAGCGGGAGAGCAACAAGUGGGAAGUGCGAUGCUUACCAGGAGAGUUGAGCCUCUUCUCGGCUAUAUUCGAGGAAACUGAGGACCAGACGGUUGUAGGCCGGGGUGAACCUGCGCGCGUGCGGGUGGUAAUGGAGCCAGAAAAGGGUGCAAAGAUGCUCAAACCUGGUCAGGAAGGCAUCGAGUUGGUGGCUUCCAUCACUUCUACCGGCGACGGUCUGUUCUUGCUUGAGACUCUAGGCGAAAAUGAGUUCAGUGCUCGCGAUCGCGUGACGGCAACGGAGCUGCUUCCCGUCUUCACCAAGAGAGUGAGCAACUUUCUGCAAAUGCGCAGUCAGAUCCGCAAUCCCGCUUUGACCUCCAUAUUCCUCUUGCGCAACCAGCAGAUUCUUCAGUCGUUGAAGAUACGCACUGACAACGUCGAGGAGCACGUCGCUCUCGAACGCGCCGAUUCCGGACGUUCCACUUCGCCAGUCAAGAUGCUGUCUAAUCUCUUCGACCGCCACCGAGAACACGGAUCACAACGCAAGCUACAUCAUCGUCCAUCACCAAGCCUAGGAGACAUACCACGUUUCGCUCCACCCGGCCCAAGCAGCCCGUUCAAGACAUCCAGCCGGCCGACAUCCAGAGAUGAUGCAUCAUCGAUCAAGUCGAACGGGGCAAAUAGUCCAGUUGAUCCAAUCAUCAAGCUUGAGGAGAGUUUGGCGACCUUUGUCCUCUCUCUCCAUGCACGGAAGGGCAAUGUGGUGGGCAAAGUGGUUCGCAAUAGGGCUAACGCUGACGAGCUUUCGGUUAACGAGCUUUACAACUCGCUUUUGGAGGAUCCUACGAACGUCGAGCUCGCCGCGCACUCGCCAGUCGACGUUCUGUUCUCAGCAUUUGAAAAGUUCCUGCAGGUGGCUUGGAGGGAGAAGAUGGGUCCUGUGGCACCGGUGGACUUUCUCAUCUCGAUACAGUCGCAACCCGAUAAUGCUUAUCCUGGAGAUUUCGAAGAGCACUUUAUAAAGGUGUUUGGAGAGCUUUCACCACAGAAUCAGCGUGCUUUCCGAGCGGUUAUCAAGCUUCUUGCUGACCUCCUCGAAGGGACCGGCAACGAUGGAGACCGCGGUAUGAUCACCGCAGCAUUUGCAGAAGUGCUGGUUCCUGGUGACAAAGCCCACGAGUUUAUCUCCUUGCUAGAUCGCUUCAUGGAGGACGUCGACGCGCUUUUCGGCAGGCCGUCGUCCAGCGGGAGCGCUACGCCAAGCCAGAGUUCUUUCAACUCUCGCUACGGCAAGGGCUCCGUCAGCUCAAAUCAAUCGUCACUCAAGAAGCGGUUCGGCUUAGGCGGUUUACACAGGGAAAACAGCAACAAGUCCGAGUACGAGUCCAAGUUUGGCUCUGUCUGGCGGACACUGAGCAAAGGCGCUGCUCGCAAUGCCGACGGUCAGAGUGCGAGCUUGUCGAAGGCGACGCCGUUGCUGAGGGCUCACUCGACGGAUAAUGACGCCCGUGUGUCGCCCAAGCGCCCGCCGUCCCGCGAUAGGCCAACGGUCCUCGGCGCUUUUUCGUUCGACGAAACUUCUCCCUCACGUGGCCUGGCCACUAUCGGAGAAGCGCGCGAAACGCCCAGGAGGAAACGUCGCAGUUCGCUGUCCGAUCUGCGCGAACUCAAUAAAAACCCUGAGCCUGCUGACCCUGCUUUCUCUCCCAAGACGCCUCUUCGUAUCGAUCCGCCGAAGGAUACUAGCACCUCAUCGUCACGCACGCCCUCACCGCCUAAGCCUUCCGGUAUCCCUAACCCCAACCGCUUGUCUACCCCCGCUCGCCUGUCCGCUCCGACCAGAAAAGAAAACUCCUCUCCUAUUACUGCCAACAGCGCUCUGCCACGGCCGCGCUCUCUUCACGUCCCCUCAUAUACCUCUCCUCCCCCGCUUCCGCCUCCCAAGACCGACCAAGUCACGGUCACGACGACGAGAACCCGCAAGGUUCGCAGCAAGACCUUUUCAGAAGACACAGUCGCUCCGCUCUCACACAGCCGCGGCGGAUCGACUACCUCGAUCCCAACGCCAACGCCAACGCUACACCGCGCCAAAGGCAGCGUCAGCAGCAUCAGCAGCAGCAUCAACGGCGCAAGCGGCAUCCCUGCGCUUUCCGAACGCCCCAGCUCCGGCAACCACCGGCCCCGCAUCUCUGGUGGCGUCGAGAAGCCGGCACCGCUAAACAUCAAGCCCGCAUCGGCAGCGCUAAGCUUGGACUCGCCAUUUAGCCCGACUACGACGCGCAAGCUCAAAAUGCAGAGCCCGGCGAAGCUGCGCGAGCGGCUGCAGAAGGAGCAGAGCGCGAUUCAGGGCGCGGACGCGUCGCUGCAGGCCGAACUGUCGAAGAUUGGGGACGAGAUUGCAGGGAUCUCGGCGCGCGGCAGCGGCGCGUCUAGUGGGCGGCCGGCGCCGCUGAACCGGCUGCACACGGAGCCAGCGACACCGGGGCGGCACCGCAGCCCGCUGACGCCGCCGAAGAAGGACUCGCCAGCGUCGUCUGGGACGUCGAUUGCGACGGCGAGCACGGCGACGACUACGACGACGACGGCCGCGGCCAUGGCGACGGACACGGCGGCGCUGGGGGCGCGCAUCGCGUCGCUCGAGACGAAGCUGAAGUCGGUGCUGGGGCAGCUGCAGGAGCGGCACGCGGGCAUGGCGGCCGACGUGGCGAGCUCGCUGCAGGUGUCUGAGCAGCGGGCGCGCAAGCUCGACGAGCUGUACCGCGAGGCGAACGCGGAGAACGAGGCGCUGUACGCGCGGUUCAAUGACGAACUGGCGCGGGUGCUGCGGAGCGUGAGGGCGGGCGAGGGGGUCGAGGAAAUGAGAAAGAAGAUGAGGGAGGCGGUGGAGGAGGGGGAACGGUUAAGGAAGGAGAAUUGGCGGCUUAAGAGGGAGAGCGCGGGAUUGAGGGCGCAGUUGAGGGAGUAG
This is a messenger RNA of Aplosporella prunicola CBS 121167, 4860 nucleotides long. RefSeq lists its product as uncharacterized. Gene Ontology annotation, molecular function: guanyl-nucleotide exchange factor activity. The transcript has 2 exons. NCBI's taxonomy places the organism in Eukaryota, Fungi, Ascomycota, Dothideomycetes, Botryosphaeriales, Aplosporellaceae. The record is from RefSeq and is a predicted model, not a curated record. Bases 1 to 4860 code for a protein of 1619 amino acids.